GAGGAGAAGAAGGGGGCAUCAGUGCAGAUAGCAAAAGAGAGAGAGGGAGUCAGUCUCACUGUGUUCUGCUGGAAAAAGCUGGGGUUCAGUCUGGCUGCAUCACAGGAGACACAGAGCCGCAUAUCCCGAGCUGCCUGCCGCAGGUUAAAAGCAGUAAAGAAGCUCCCAGCUCUGUGAAUUUCCCAUUGUAUCCAUACGGGAUUAAUGGACCUCUACUAUGGCCCAACGGACAUGAUUUUGCACCCAUCACUUGUACAAUGAUAAACAUGAUUUACCUGACUGUAAUAAGCAUUUUGUAUUUGCCUGUUUUGCUCUUUGAGGCAUUUGUUUUGUCCAAAGGAAAGUAUGAAAGGUCAGUUGUCCCAAGCUCUGCCUCUCGCCUGGUGGCACGAAUGGAUGGGGAUGUUAUAAUAGGCGCCCUGUUUUCCGUACACCAUCAGCCAUCAGCGGAGAAGGUGGCAGAGAGGAAAUGUGGAGAGGUCCGCGAGCAGUACGGUAUUCAGAGAGUGGAGGCCAUGUUCCACACCCUGGAUCGAAUAAACUCUGACCCCAACCUGCUACCCAACAUCACCCUUGGCUGUGAGAUCAGGGACUCCUGCUGGCAUUCCUCUGUGGCCCUGGAGCAGAGCAUUGAGUUUAUACGAGACUCUCUCAUCUCAAUCCGAGAUGACACAGAGGGCUCUAAGUGGUGUAUUGAAGGGGUACCCUCCAGUCAGCCGCCUUCAACCAAGAAGCCCAUCGCAGGAGUCAUCGGGCCCGGCUCAAGCUCAGUGGCAAUUCAAGUCCAAAAUCUUCUGCAGCUGUUCAACAUCCCACAGAUUGCCUAUUCUGCAACCAGCAUUGAUCUCAGUGAUAAGACAUUGUUCAAGUACUUCCUCAGAGUUGUGCCCUCAGACACUCUACAAGCCAGAGCCCUGUUGGACAUCGUCAAACGAUACAACUGGACCUAUGUGUCUGCAGUACACACAGAGGGUAACUACGGGGAGAGUGGGAUGGAAGCAUUCAAAGAGCUCGCCUCGCAAGAAGGCCUCUGCAUCGCUCAUUCUGACAAAAUCUACAGCAACGCCGGGGAGAAGCACUUCGACCGGUUGCUUAGAAAGCUGAGAGAGCGUCUUCCUAAAGCCAGAGUUGUUGUCUGCUUCUGUGAAGGCAUGACAGUCCGCGGGCUGCUCAUGGCUAUGAGGCGGCUCGGAGUAGCAGGAGAAUUCCUCCUAAUUGGCAGUGACGGCUGGGCAGACCGUGUUGAGGUGGUGGAGGGAUAUGAGCACGAAGCUGUUGGUGGCAUCACGGUGAAGCUGCACUCUGAAGAGGUCUCCUCCUUCAACAAUUACUUCCUGAAGCUCAAGCUCAGCACAAACACCCGCAAUCCAUGGUUCCCAGAGUUCUGGCAGCACCGCUUUCAGUGCCGUCUUCCCGGGCACCCGCAGGAGAAUCUGAACUAUGGGCGCAACUGCUCAGGUUACGAAAGUCUCGAAGACAACUAUGUUCAAGACAGCAAGAUGGGCUUUGUCAUCAACGCCAUCUACGCCAUGGCGCACGGUCUGCAUGACAUGCACUCUCACCUCUGUCCUGGCCAUGUGGGGCUGUGUGAUGACAUGAAACCCAUUGAUGGGAACCACUUGUUAGACUUUCUACUCAAGACCUCCUUCACAGGAGUAUCUGGGGAGGACAUAUGGUUUGAUGAGAAUGGCGACUCACCUGGAAGGUAUGACAUUAUGAACUUCCAGCACGUGGAGCCUGGGGUUUAUGACUACAUCAACAUCGGCUCCUGGCAUGAGGGCAUGCUGAGCCUUGAUGAUGAAAUGAUCCAGAUGAACAGAAGUGACAUGGUCCGCUCGGUCUGCAGUGAGCCAUGCUCCAAAGGCGAAAUCAAGGUCAUAAGAAAAGGUGAGGUGAGCUGCUGCUGGAUAUGCACUGCCUGCAAAGACAACGAAUAUGUGCAGGACGAGUUCACAUGCAAGGCCUGUGAGCUGGGCUGGUGGCCUGACGAAGAACUGGAGGGUUGCGAGCCGAUUCCCCUGCACUACCUGGAGUGGAGCAAUCCAGAGUCCAUUAUCCAGGUUGUCUUCUCUUGCCUGGGCAUACUGGUUACAUCAUUUGUCGCCUUUAUCUUUGUCCUGUACCGCGACACACCUGUGGUGAAGUCCUCCAGCCGGGAGCUCUGCUACAUCAUUCUCGCAGGGAUCUUCCUAGGAUAUCUGUGCCCUUUUACCCUCAUAGCGCGACCAACGGUAGCUUCCUGCUACCUCCAGAGACUUCUUGUCGGGCUCUCAGCUGCCAUGUGCUACUCUGCCCUUGUGACCAAAACCAAUCGCAUUGCUCGCAUCCUGGCAGGCAGCAAGAAGAAGAUCUGCACCAGGAAGCCCAGAUUCAUGAGUGCGUGGGCUCAGGUGGUCAUCGCCUCCAUACUGAUCAGUCUUCAGCUAACUUUGGAAGUUACUCUAAUCAUCAUGGAGCCUCCAGAGCCAAUCAAAUCCUACCCCAGCAUCAGAGAAGUCUUUCUGAUCUGCAACACCAGCAAUCUUGGUGUUGUAGCUCCGCUGGGAUAUAAUGGUUUGCUCAUCAUGAGCUGCACCUACUACGCCUUCAAGACCCGCAACGUUCCCGCCAAUUUCAACGAAGCCAAGUACAUCGCCUUCACCAUGUACACCACAUGUAUAAUCUGGCUCGCAUUUGUGCCGAUUUAUUUUGGCAGCAACUACAAGAUCAUCACCACUUCCUUCUCUGUGAGCCUUAGUGUGACUGUAGCUUUGGGGUGCAUGUUCACACCAAAAAUGUACAUCAUCAUCGCGAAACCAGAGAGAAACGUGCGCAGCGCGUUUACCACGUCCGAUGCUGUGCGCAUGCAUGUCGGAGACGGCAAGAUUGCUUGCCGAAGCAACAGCCUCCUCAACAUGUUCAAGAGAAAGAAGAACACAGGAAAUGGCAGUUCUAAUGGAAAGUCUGUGUCAUGGUCUGAACCAGGUGCAAGACAUCCUCCCAAAGGGGAUCAUAUGUGGCACAGACUGUCAGUGCAUGUGAAGAGACAGGAAGCAGGUUCCAAUCAGAUGGCUGUCAUCAAACCCUUAACUAAUACCUACCAAAACACUGCCCGGGAAUUCUCAGACCUCAGCACUAAGACUUUGUACAAUGUGGCUGAGGAGGAUGAAAACGACCCGCUCACUUACAGCUCCCCUGCCACUCCCCCCAUGAUGGCCCACGGGCAGAUGCCAGCCUGUGACAUGACAAAAGAGACGGCCAGGGACAUAGAACUCUAUUCCCCAGAGCAUCUAGAGCAAAACAGCAUUAUCCCUCAACAUGGCGUCAUGGACCACCUGCAGGAGGAAAUUGUUCUGAGUAAGUUCAGCAGUGAUAUCCAUGAGCUCAGUGAGGAUGUUUGCAUGCCUCAGGCUGUGUCAGGCAUGCCAGUGUACCACCAGGCUCACCUCAUCCAGCAGGAACCGCUCCUGCCUGUCCAUCUCGACCCAUUUGAUGAGGAGCCCAUCUCACCAUUAGAGGAGGAAGAGGGGAUGGAGAAUGAGCAGUUCGGCCUUCUCCAGGGCUACAUGUAUAACAAUGCCCAGAUUCACGACGAUGACGACUUGAUAGAGGUCAAAUUAGCGAUGGAGGACUCCGUUGCCCUGAUGCCUCCCUCCCCUUUCCGGGAUCGCUCUGGUACCCCAGCGAGCCCAUUUCCCAACUCACCAGUGUCCGAGUCCAUCUUGUGCACACCUCCAAAUGUCAAGUAUGCCUCUGUCAUUCUUGGAGACUACAAGCAGAGCUCCUCAACUCUGUUUUUCUGACUCCAUUACCAAGAGGCACUUUCUCUCACUACUGAGCUGGGAUUUUUUAAUUGAAAAUAACUCGUUUAUUAAGAAAAGUGGUUCAGUUUUCUUCUUCACCAGUUCAUACACCCAUUUUGUACCAACAUGUUGCCAUUUUGUCACUUUUGUAUCCAAACUGUAGCAGAUCAGAAAUUUUAUUUCCAUUUGUAGUUUUGUAGUAUUUUCUAAUAAUUGUGGAGAUAAGCAAUAAUAAAAUGCCUGAAUCUCACAUAUAAUUUAAUUUAACUGUAUAUUGUUUUGAUUCUAAAUUAUGUUCUGUUUUUAUUUAUAUUGUUUCUGAUCUCUAUUUGGGCCAGUUGACUCUGAUGAAAUAUGUCAGAUUGUGCCCCUGAUCAAUAUAAUAACUAUGGCUGACCUUUCCUGGGUAUAUAUUAUACAACAGAGUAAUAGCCACAUUUCCUUACAGUAAGCUAAAUUUAGAAUAUAGAAAAAAAUAUUGCUUUGUUGGUUGCCAAAGUGUGCAGAAAACAUCUACCUGGGCAAUGGGAACUGAAACAUUUCCUGUGUAUAGCAUCCAUUUUAUACUUUAAAAUGUCAAUUCUGAAACUAUUACGAAAGGCUGGGAAAGACAUACUUUAUCAUCUACAAUUAACUAAAAUGUCAAACUACUGAUUUAGAGAACUUUUGUAAGUUUUGAAAAUGCCAAAAUAACAUUUUCUUUUUUUCUUGUUUAAUGUAUAUCUAUUUAUCUGUUCCACAAAACCUGUAUCAUGAAUGUAGCAGAGGACAACUUCAAGUGCCACGUUUCCGUGACAGCCCUUUCUUUUCUACGUUUAACACAUUUUUGUGUUCUUAAAAUCCAUGUAAAACAAGUGAAAAAUUUGUACCUUUUAUAAUUAAUACAUCUUAUCUCAGAGCUAGAUAAUAAAUAACAUACAUUUGUUUUGUGAAUGUAUGAAUUGUGUAUCAUAUUUUGGUAUUCAGGUUGUAUCUAUAUGUGUAACAGUAUUACAGCAGACAGGAGACUUUAGCCGUCAAACCUCUGGUUAUAUCAGUUUCUUGAAUAUUUAGACUCUGAAAGUCUAUCUCAGUCAUAUAAGAGAAGUGCUUCUGUUACCAUUAGUAACCAAGCUAUUUUCAGAUCAUGCAGUAUAAAGUCCACAGUUACAUUGUAUUUACUGUUGGCAAUCAUUUUAGUUAUACUUUUAAAAAUGAAAAGAAUUAAAACUUUUUAUGCUUUUUCUUGUCUGUGUUUCAUGAUGAGCAUGUAUAGCUCCCUGAGAUGAGGCGACCGUCUCAGAUAACUGAUGAAACGAAGAAUGCGUAGCCCCGUUUGUUUAAAACCGAACAAAAGAUCACACGAGAGGUGGUCAUGAAUGAAAUAAAGAGAUUUGGAGACAC
Girardinichthys multiradiatus is the source of this 5165-nucleotide messenger RNA. It is a transcript of the gene grm1b, whose product is annotated as glutamate receptor, metabotropic 1b. Bases 258 to 3782 code for a protein of 1174 amino acids. Gene Ontology annotation, cellular component: postsynaptic density membrane. Gene Ontology annotation, biological process: regulation of synaptic transmission, glutamatergic; G protein-coupled glutamate receptor signaling pathway. Gene Ontology annotation, molecular function: adenylate cyclase inhibiting G protein-coupled glutamate receptor activity; G protein-coupled receptor activity involved in regulation of postsynaptic membrane potential. The transcript has 10 exons. Lineage: Eukaryota; Metazoa; Chordata; Actinopteri; Cyprinodontiformes; Goodeidae. The record is from RefSeq and is a predicted model, not a curated record.